AUGUUCUCAACGAGGCUAUCGUCGGCAAAUGCUCUGGGAACAACACGUCAAAGUUUUCGCGAUCGCCUUAGAAAACGUCAAAAAAAGAUUCUUGGCAGAUUUCGAAAGCUUAUUCCAAAAAGCCCUGCAGUUCUGGCUAAUGAGAAGAUCGAAAUUUCAAAUACCAAUAAUUGCCAAACGUCCAGCACUAACGGUCACAAGAGGUCAGUUGCAACGCGAGAGAAGUUGAUUUAUUGGAAAUUAAAUUUUUUGUAUACAAUCGUGGAAGAUGAGUGCCAGAGGUACCAUCCAUCACCACUGGGGACCGAUCCGAGCCGUCAACGCUGCUUGAGGAUUACAACUGUUUCGCAAGAAACGAUUAUCUUUCGAAGAAUUUCCUCUGCGAGUCCUCCUCGAUCAACUCUAUUAGACGAUGGUGGAUGGUUCGAGACUAAAAAGCGUUUUUUGACGAGUCAAGUAUCUCUUGAGUGGAUCACACUUAUGUAG
Messenger RNA from Lachancea mirantina, 486 nucleotides. NCBI's taxonomy places the organism in Eukaryota, Fungi, Ascomycota, Saccharomycetes, Saccharomycetales, Saccharomycetaceae. The record is from the annotation of a GenBank genome assembly.